CAUGUGAGAAAAACCACAUGGCCAAUGGGGCCAUGGGGUGCCCGCCUGGUUGCGCUGCUCCUUUCGCUGCUGGGGCUCCUUCCGGUGCUUCGUCGCGCGCGCCAAUUUGGCUUCGGUUCGCAUCAAGCAGAGGGGAGGUCAAGCGCCAGCUCCGCCUUGGACGACCGCGCAUCCGCAAGCGCUCAGUCUGCUGCAACCGCAAGCCGCCCUGGGUCGAGCACCUUGCGUGUGGCGAGCUCCGGCACAACUUCAAGCACAAGUACCUCAAGUGCGUCCACCACCCCAAGCACUUACGGAGCCUCCACCCCAAGCACUUCCAGUGCUUCCCCCCCCUCACCGUCCGGCCCGUCUCCGCCUCUUCCGGCGCUUCCCGCGGUGGCGCUGAUGGUCUGCGGCCAGGCGCGGAGCUUCCGGGCGGAGCGGUCCCUCAACGACUUCGUGGUGAGGCCGUGGCAGGAGGUGCAGCACUGGCACCUGCACGUCUUCGGGUGCUUCGACAAAGUGCCGAGGUCCAAGCUUCGGUUCACCGCGGCCUGGGCCUAUCGCGCCAGCACGCAGCUGGAGAGGCUGGGCCUCUGCGCCCAGAGGAUCCUUGCCUUCGGCGCCGGAGGUGCCGCGGGUGUGGAGUACCGCUGGUUCGUGCGGUGGCGCCCCGACUUCGUGGCCUUCAAAAGGGUGCUGCACCCCUCGAAGCUGAGCCAGGACUGCAUCGCCUGCCGCUUUCGGCAGGUGGGGGGCAUGAAGCAGGUGACGAAGGGCAUGCUCUCCUGGGAUCCCCCGAACUGCCUGCUGCGCCGCGAAUCAAGCAUCCCCUGCGGGGACUGCGAUGACCAGGUCUUCAUGGUGCCACAAAAGUUCGCGCAGGCAGCCCUGGUUGACCUCACCAACCGCUCCAAGAGUGCGGCCUACGUCUUCUUCGUGCACAAGCGCCGGGGGGAGAAUGGGCUUACCAUGGCCUGGGAGAACAACGUGAGAGUUCACCGCAUCUGCCCGCUGGAGGUAGAAGGGACUUUGGACAAGUAUGUGACGAAGUGGCGGAAGUGGACGAUGCCGUCCAAGUACUUCAACCAGACUGUGGGAGCGGACCCUGGCCAGCCCGCGCUGAUCCGGCCCUGCAGCUGCUGCUGCAAAACCGCGCCCUUGCGGACCUGCUCCACCCCCCGCUGCGACUCGGUCGACGCCGUCGCGCGCGAGCACGGCGGCCUGUGCGUGCCCUGAGUCGAGCUGUGGGGAGCAAUCGCGCGCCGGGGGUGCGAGACAUCGGCGACGUCGGGCGCGCAGGCCUCGAAGGGCGCGAGGGUUUGAGGAGUCGAAGUGCUGCGCCCAGGGCCGUGCGUCUUUCCUGGCGGUGCCAGGGGAAGCUGGGAGCUUUACGCCCGGGGGUUCCCUGCGUUGCGCACACCUCCAAUGCAGGCGGAAGAAUUCAGCCUGCCCCACGGUUUCAGCCCGAUGCCAUGAAGCGAAGGCGACCCCGCGGAAGCCGCGGCGUCGUGGAUCCAGUUCGGCUUAGCUUAGCUCAGCUCCGAGCUUCGGAGACCAGAUGCGGCCUGACGCCCUGACGCCAAAGCGCCAAGGUGGCUUUGCACCUGGGUGCUGCUUGCCCGAUUUGUAGAUGCGCUUUGGAUCCUAUUGAUGCUUGAAAGCG
Effrenium voratum is the source of this 1645-nucleotide messenger RNA. Lineage: Eukaryota; Dinophyceae; Suessiales; Symbiodiniaceae. The record is from the annotation of a GenBank genome assembly.